This is a messenger RNA of Zymoseptoria tritici IPO323, 1065 nucleotides long. RefSeq lists its product as uncharacterized. The transcript has a single exon. Bases 1 to 1065 code for a protein of 354 amino acids. The record is from RefSeq and is a predicted model, not a curated record. NCBI's taxonomy places the organism in Eukaryota, Fungi, Ascomycota, Dothideomycetes, Mycosphaerellales, Mycosphaerellaceae. Gene Ontology annotation, molecular function: metal ion binding.
AUGGCGCUUCACUUCAUUAUCAUCCCGCACUCAGACCCCACUCGCGCAAAGCACACGCAGACACAACCUGGCCCUUUGCUCGUGGUUCUUCAAAUCCAUCAUCGACUGGUCGCACCGCUUACAGAACACAUCAUUCACCACGCAUUCACCGCGCAACCACCACGGCGCGCACCACGGCGCGACAUGGCCUCUAUCCAUUGCGGCUUCCACAACUUCUACCAGAUCAUCACAUCCACCACUGCGCACAUGCUCCUAGCAAUACUGGCAGCCAAUUACCUGCCUGUGAUCGCUUCUUUGUUCCUCUUCCAGACCAUUGCGGUGUGGGAGCUGGUAUCGCGCACGUCGACCACAGCGCGGCAAACAACGCCAACGCUGCCAACGCGAGACUCGUUCAUUAACGCCCUACCUUCCGCCGCCCGCCUCCUUGUGCAAGAUGACUGCACUAUCUGCAAGGACGGUUGCCAAGAUCCAGUCAUCCUCGCGUGUGGACACAUCUUUUGCCGUGCCUGUAUCGAUCGAUGGUUCGACCAAGGCAACAACACCUGUCCGCUGGACUUCCGCGUACUGUUCAAGAAAGGCUUGCAGGGAAAGAAGGCAGUCAAGAGGAAGAUGCCGCUCAUGCUGAAAGUCAAGAUAUGUCAUAUGGUCAACAGUGUGGUGUUCUGCAUGAUCUGCACUCUCCGGAUUGCGCACCUCGUUGCAUUCGGGACUGCGUCAACCAAUUUCCACCAGUCGACAACCUUACACGGAACAAUCGAUAUACGCGGAGAACCGCAGCUCUGCAUCAUCCUACUGUCAGUCUGGUAUGCCGGAGUUCUCAUGCUGCGGGGUGUGCUAAUAUUCUCGGAAUGGCUCGUCAGACUGUGCCGACUUCGGUGGCUAAAAGGCCCUGGGUGGUGGAAAGGUUUCGAUCAUGCAAAGAGAAUGCCCAACGCCGUCUUCAUUCUGUACUCUGCGGUACCUGUCGGGCUGUGGCUACUCAAGGAAAUGCUGCAGAUGAGAGCCUCAGCCUACAAAGCGGAGUCUUGCACAGCUUCAUCGCAGGCAUUGAUGCGCCCACACUGA